CCGAGAAGCCGAUGACCACCGCUUCUGGUUUCCUGAAAAUUUCCCAAAUGGAUAUUGUUAAUAGGAAAAUACAUUGUCAGGAAUCUUAUAUUUAUUAAUAGAAAACAAACGGUAAAGUCCUUGUUUAGUAUAGUCGGUCAAUACACGCUAUAUUAAGGUCCCCUGACUGCUGGGGUACAUUUUAUUAGCCCCUUUAAUACCUUUUAUUAUCAAUAUUACUCUUACUCAGAGUACAAAGGGGGCAUUAUUACUGCAUGGGGUCAUUAAAAGAUGCAGGGACUGUGAGAGGCCCAUAGGGGGCACAAAAAGGGUGAUACUAUUAUGGCGUGCAACACAAAUCGAGGCCAGACGAAGCACAUGAUCUCUGUGCGUGAAACCGCCGGCAGUCGCCUCUGAGCGCCACACGCUAAGCAUGUUUGCCAGCCUGACGGAGGACCUGUGAGAGGAGCCGGUUGUCUUGUACCAUUGCGUGACAUAGCAGAGCCGGUCAUCCACGAGCAGCCAUCACUUCUGUAUACAAGAUGGACGCCCCGUCUAACACCAAGAGCGGGGGCUUAAGGUUUGCGGAGCAGCAUAUGCAGCGGCACGGCUGGAGUGAAGGAAAAGGUCUUGGAAAACGUGAGGACGGGAUCUCUGAAGCCAUAAAAGUCAAAGUGAAGUGUGACACGGCUGGGGUCGGACAUAACUCCGCAGAGCAGUUCACCUUCCAUUGGUGGGAUCACGUGUUCAAUAAGACCGCGUCCAGCAUCUCUGUGGAGCCGGAUCAGGACGGUGUGAAGGUGAAGAAGCUGUCGGAAGAAGCCGCUCCUGUGUCCAGUAAGAAGCCAAGGAAGGCCAUGCUGAGCCGCGACAUGCUGUACGGGCGAUUUAUUAAGUCCGCCACGCUGACGUCGGGUGGGGAGAAGCCGGUGCAGGACUCGUCGUCUUCAGACACCAGUGACAGCAGUGACGAUGAGGAUUCCAAACUUGAUCUAUCAUCUGCAGCCAAGUUGUCUGACGAGACCCUCAUGAAGGUCUGCGGUGGGCGGACGGCUCACAAAGGGGCGAGACAUGGACUGACCAUGAGCGCCAAACUCUCCAGAAUCGAAGAGCAGGAAAGAGAAUUUAUGGAAAAGUACGGCAAGAAGGAAAUUAAGCAGCAACCGCUGGAAGAGUUCAAUGGUAAUGACAAGAAGAUGAGCACAAGAAUAAGACAGAAGGAAGGAAAUGUAGCCGGUGAAGAACAGGACGGUCCCUCUAAAGUGCCAAAGAAAAAAAAGAAGAGAAGAAAGGAAGAUCGUGAAGAACUGGAGGAAGAUGCGCCCAAUGGUCAUGAACACAUUCCUUCUAUGGAGGAGGAUGCAGUGACCCCGAUUAGGAAGAGGAGUAAGGCCUCAGACAAUACAGACAUGGCUGACGAAACCGAGGUCGUCGAUGACCACAAAAAUGACCUUUCUGUAGAAGAUGAAGACACCAGACGGGCAAAGAAGAAGAAAAAUAAGAGAAGAAAGGAGGAACGUGAAGAACUAGAGGAAGAUGCGCCCAAUGGUCAUGGCCAAGAACAUGUUCCUUCUAUGGAGGAGGAUGCAGUGACCUGGAGGAAGAAGAGGAGUAAGGUUCCAGACAACACAAACAUGGUCCUUGGUGACCACAAAAAUGACCUUUCGGUAGAAGAAGACACCAGACGGGCAAAGAAGAAGGAAAAAAGGAAAACCGAGCGUGAAGAGUCUGUGAUGUCCAAUGGUUACAUAGAUAAUGGUGUUCACCAGGGACAUUCCAGAGAUGAAGAGGAAGAACAUGAAAAGACAGGAGAGGAGGUCGGAACGUCCAAGAAGAAGAAAAAGAAAGAGAGAAGAGCAGAAGUGAGUGAAGAGUUGGCCGAGGCUGAAGAGCAGUCGAGAAACCAUAACGAGUCGACGGUGGAAGAAGAAAAUGGAGAACGAACGAAAAGGAAGAAGAAGAAACGGGAAGAUAAUGAUGAACCUGAGGACGGAGAAGACUAUAAAGCCACCAAGAAGAAAAAGAAAUCGAAAAGCCGAGACUGAGACUGAGCAGUGUCCAGCGAGCGAAGAAUAGGAGAGGGCUUGUCACGUUGUGGCUGCGUCAGGACUGGAUCUUAGAAGUCUGUGGGAAAUACAAUGUAUAGAGGCCAUUUUUAUUCCUUUGGAACUAAUCUGAUACGUGAAAGCAGUGUUUUUGCAAUCAGUGUGCCUCCAGCUGUUGCAAAACUACAACUCCCAGCAUGUCCGGACAGCGGCAUGCUGGGAGUUGUAGUUUUGCAACACCUGGAGCCUCCACAAACUGGAAAACAGGGACCUUGCUAUAACACUCACUGGUCACUUGAUAAAGGAACCAGACUACACCUA
Molecule: messenger RNA, 2345 nt
Organism: Hyla sarda
Lineage: Eukaryota; Metazoa; Chordata; Amphibia; Anura; Hylidae
Product: G patch domain-containing protein 4
Exons: 8
Coding region: 522-2024 (500 amino acids)
Biological process (GO): regulation of ribosome biogenesis
Cellular component (GO): nucleolus
Molecular function (GO): nucleic acid binding
Source: RefSeq, a predicted model, not a curated record